Alosa sapidissima (American shad) is the source of this 3963-nucleotide messenger RNA. Its product is annotated as E3 ubiquitin-protein ligase RNF152-like. The transcript has 3 exons. The record is from RefSeq and is a predicted model, not a curated record. Gene Ontology annotation, molecular function: ubiquitin protein ligase activity. NCBI's taxonomy places the organism in Eukaryota, Metazoa, Chordata, Actinopteri, Clupeiformes, Clupeidae. The coding region runs from base 477 to 1130 and encodes 217 amino acids.
CCUAGUUGGCAGGACGUGGUCACCACUGUUGAUUUCAUUUCAUGGUCUCUGAACUCACAUCAGGAACGUUAGCCGACAAUUUAAACGGAACGGUCAAAUGUGGAUCUCGGCGCUCUUUGCGCGCGAAUGAACCAGUGAGAAACCCAUACAGCGUUACACCACACAACAUUAUGGAGUGUUGAGUCGCCUUUUGAUUUUAUGUCCAUUUCCCUAUCAGAGAAGAUGGAGCAGCACGUGACCUGGAAUGCUCUGUGACAUCUCCUUGAUAAGAACAUUCCAACUGGGCUUUUCUACUUUUUAUAUAGCUGUUGGAGUUCUAUAUUUCCUAGACAAACACAUUCCGACAAGAUCUCAUUGAGGCUCUCCAACCAAGACGGCCUUGGCUAAAGACUUGUUUAAACCAACCAGUCUGCGGAUUUUCUCAGUAAAGCAAGUACGCAAGCAAGGUGUCAAGCAGACAGUUGAAAAGCACAGCAAUGGAGACAUUGUCCCAAGACUCUAUCCUGGAGUGUCAGAUCUGCUUCAACUACUACAGCCCGCGGCGGCGGCCCAAGCUGCUGGACUGCCACCACACAUGCUGCUCGGUGUGCCUGACUCAGAUGCGGGGCGGCCAGCGCGAGGUGCGCUGCCCGUGGUGCCGCCGCAUCACCAAGCUGCCCGCCGGCCUGUCCGUCUCCCAGCUGCCCGACGACCCAGACCUGGUGGCGGUGGUGGCCAUCCCGCACGCCUCCGAGCACACGCCUGUCUUCAUCCGCCUGCCCAGCAAUGGCUGCUACAUGCUGCCCCUGCCCAUGGCCAAGGAGCGGGCCCUGCUGCCGGGGGAACUGGGCUGUCGGCUGCUGCCGGGCGGGGCGGCAGGCCUGGGGCCCGGGGGCAAGGGCAGCGGCGUGGCAUUGGUGGCCAUGCCUGAACAGGAGCCCCUGGGCCUGGGCAGUCUGGAGGGCCUGGAGGUGGAGGAGGAGCGGAGAGGAGGAGCGGUGGGGGGAGGCGGUGUGGGUGGGAAGGGCUCCACGUGGUCGGGAGUGUGCACGGUCAUUCUGGUGGCCUGCGUGCUGCUCUUCUUACUGGGCAUCGUGCUCCACAACAUGUCCUGCAUCUCCAAGCGCUUCACCGUCAUCUCCUGUGGAUGAACUCACACACAGGCCCCUGUGUGUUUUGAGAUCCAUACACUUAACCAUACACUUACCCUUACACACACGUACACACACACACACACACACACACACACACACACACACACACACACACACACACACACACACACACACACACACACACACACGCACACACACACAAGCACACACUCCUAACAUCCUCCCAUGGUGAGGACUGUGUUUGAAAAGACAAAACAAAAUAAGAAUUGAUCUCAGCAUAUGUGUUGCAGCUGAGAGGAAAGUGGAUGUGAAUGUUAAAAAAUGGCUUCAUGGAUUGUAUGGAUGUUACACUUUUGUUUUGAAUUUUUUGGGACUGUGGAGAUAUGCAGUUCAUACAAUGCAACGGAAUUACUCUUGCAUACAAACAAACAAACACCCAAAUUCACAAACACAAACACAGCUACAUCCCUGUCAUUGGAUACUCAAGGUGUCUCAGAGCUGAUUAAUUUGCCUCGGGCACUGGAUAAAAAAACAUCAGGGUCUGUCCUGCCCAGAGCAGCCCUAAUACAGGCAGGACACUCUGUCUAUAUGCGUUCAGUAGGUGUUGGCCAGUAGAAGCAUUUACUUUCAUGUUUAUUACUUACUGUUUGGUUUUUCCUAUGUAAGUAAAAGAGUACACAACUGCACAAUGUGAGACAUAAUAUAAUCCAGUAGCUAGACCUUGGCCUGGCUUGUGUAGUUUAACAACAACAACACAUUGCGUCCUGUGUUAACAUGUAGACAUGCUCGCAAUGUAGUUCAGUAUUUGUGAAUGGGCUCUGUGUUUUAUUUCAUUUGAUCACCAAGAAAAUAAGGUGUGUGGACAACGCUUUUGGUCAUAACAGCAUAUGCAGUGAUCACUCAAUCUUGGUGUUGUCAAAAGCAAACUAAACAGAACAGGGAGAUAUAUGUUAAUAUAAAACUAUUAUACCAGCAGCGUGUAACUUAAAGCACAGAACCACCAUGCCAGUGGUAGAAGACUGGAUAGUAAUAACAACAAUAAUGUGUUCUGUAGUCCCUGGAGAAGAGUCCCUAGAGAAACUGCUGUAUGUCUCUUUGUUCUUUAAAUGUCCUCUUGUCCACCCAAGAAAACACAAUGCAGGUACUGCUUUUAAAAGGGAAGAGGUUAGUGUUUGAUCUUGCCUAUGGCACACACACACACACACACACACACACACACACACACACACACACACACUCUGCAUUCAUUGAUCUGAUGCUGAGUGCAGGCUUUGAGUCAUGUAAGAGAGUGAUGGAGCAGUGAUCAUAGUUUGUGUGUGUAUAAGUUAUAGUUAAGCUACACAGUAAUCUCAUUGAUUUAUAUACUAUGGUUGUCUGUAGAGACCUUUGACUUAUCCCAUGUGUGCCAAAUGACUUGUUCCUCUUGGCUCUCUCUCUUUUCUCUUUUCAUUUUAGAGUGUAUACACAAACAAACAGGGUGAAGCAUUUUGUAUAGACAACAUGUAAGGCAAAAAAGCAAUGAUUGUGUUUCACUGUCUGCAGUUAUAUGUGUUUUUGUAUGACAGAGGAAGCAGCCUUUUGUCUACAGACUGGGAGGAGUGUCAGCAGGUCAUGUGGUGAUGUUUUUUUUUCUCCCUGGUCCAAGAUUCAAAGGAAACUGGCAAAAAAAAUGUUCAUAUUAGUUGUCUGCUUGUGAGACAUACAACAUGUCUGACAAACGAUUACACCAUCUGUAGAACUUGAAACUGUGGCUUUCAGUUGAUAAAAAGGGGAAACAAUGAAACUGAUGUGUUCCAGUUGGAGCGGCUGGCCCUGAAACGCCCAGCAUGUUGGCCAGAGUUGUCCAUCUGUGUAGAGAAAUGAAACCUAAUAGGAUGGACAAGCCACAGUGUGGUUAACGCAGCUAACUUAUUGUUCAACUUUUUCAACAUAUACUACAGCCCAGCAUGUUAAUGUGAGGUAGAAGGUAUAUCUGCUAGGGCAAAUAGGCGAGAAGUAGAUCAAAUGAUCAAUAAGGUGGCAGGGAGAAUAGAGAGAUUUAGAUAGCAUGGGAGCCCUGGAUUUGUAGACUGAUGUGAAAUAAUCUGAUCAUACACUCACUGAUAUCCCAUAUCUCCAGCCUGGUCAGUUUGUGAUGGCCCUUCAGAGAUGGUAGCCAUCAACAAACUGGUGCAUCUUGCUCCUUUUGUGGCAAUAUCAAAAUUGACUGUUAAGUAAUCAUUGUGUGUGUGUGUGUGUGUGUGUGUGUUUUCCAGGAAUACAUUUAACAUAUUCAGUCAUUCCAGCAGAAAUUAGCCAAUGUUUGUCUUUUUACAAUGUCAGUGGAUGGAAUGUAUUCUGCUGAAAUCAAACUUGCUCUCUCAGAAAUAUGAUUUACUUUCAUCUCUGUCUAUGGGCUUUGGCACAUUUGAUUGGCUCAUGUAGGUUAUUUCUUGAGAAGAUUCAAAGUGAGAACAUCUAAAAAGCCAAUAAGACACCUUUGCGACUAAUUGAUGACCCUGUAGUUUCUUUGACAAUUUACUUUAUGUAAUUAAAAAUGAAGUGUCUAAUUGACAUAUGCAAGUAACAGGUGCCUGAGAAAUUAGUUCAUUUUGGAAGCAGUUGCCUCAUUUACCCCCAUACAUGUACCUUCCUUUUCUUAACACCAACAUACAAAACUACUGUAAAGAGUCAGUACUGGUUUGUCUAGACUCUGGUUAACACAAUAUACUACCUGUGUGUGUUUACUUGAGAGAGAAAGGCAAUUUAAUGAUGUGUGUGUGUGUGAGAGAGAGAGAGAGUGUGUGUGUGCGCGUUAUGUUGUACAGUACCUCUGUUGUGAUGUUUGUUCAUGUCCCAAGGUUUACUAUUAAAUAAUACUUUGAAUCAA